Molecule: messenger RNA, 957 nt
Organism: Sinocyclocheilus anshuiensis
Lineage: Eukaryota; Metazoa; Chordata; Actinopteri; Cypriniformes; Cyprinidae
Product: synapse differentiation-inducing gene protein 1-like
Exons: 2
Coding region: 184-666 (160 amino acids)
Cellular component (GO): membrane
Source: RefSeq, a predicted model, not a curated record
AACAUCAUCGCUCCACCUACAAUCCGCCUCCCGUUCGAUUCCUAUAAAUCUCCUCGUGACCAUAAGAACAUCAAAAGUUCGUGACCGGAAAAACUUGAUUCCUCUAAGCCAGAGUACACAAAGGUGUGCCAUCUCUGUAAAGCACAAAGAAGAUAAGACAGUCUAAGUUUACCAAACAGAAAAAUGGAGCCCCAAGAAGACUGGAAUACAUCAGAGAAAUCCAAGCUGUUGCAGCCUGGGCCGCCACCAUACCAGGACCAUCUUAGACAGCCUCCUCCAGGGAACUUCCAGAGCACUUCUGGCUAUCAAGCCCAGCAAUAUGGAGCUUCAGGGCCAUACGGCCAAGGACCGUAUCCAGGACAUGCUGCGGUCAUUGUGCAACCUGCAGUUUAUGUGACCACCACUCCACUGGUGUAUCCACUGCCAGAUUACCUGGGUUACUCCAUCUUUACCAUGUUGUGCUGCUGCUUACCUCUGGGCAUUGCUGCACUGGUUUUCUCUAUCAAUACUCGGAAUGCCAACAUGUCUGGACAACAACAGUUAGCAGAGAGAAACUCCAAAUUGGCGUUCACUCUUAACAAUACUGCUCUUGGUAUUGGCAUUGUUAUCUUGGUGUUGUAUGUCACCCUCAUCACUGUCAACUCUAAACACCAUUCAAAUCCAUAAUUGUUCAGGACAUCAGAGUUGGACACCAGGAAUGACAAGAUAGAGAGCUUUCUAAAAACUAAAAUUGUAUAAUGACACAAGUAUAAAUUUAAAUGAAUUUACAUUUUCAUCUGAAAGAUCAGUCUGGCUCAUCUCUAGUGUAAAAUUAUUCAUGUUACUAAAACAUGCUUUAUAGUUGAUUAUCUUAUGUUUCAAAACCAUACAAACUGUGACUCUCAUUGUAUAAAAAUUGAUGUUUGUUCUUCCUGUCUUUUGAUUAUGUAUUUAAUUAAAACUGUCAAUGACCAAUAA